Molecule: messenger RNA, 870 nt
Organism: Daldinia loculata
Lineage: Eukaryota; Fungi; Ascomycota; Sordariomycetes; Xylariales; Hypoxylaceae
Exons: 2
Coding region: 1-870 (289 amino acids)
Biological process (GO): tRNA wobble uridine modification
Cellular component (GO): elongator holoenzyme complex
Source: RefSeq, a predicted model, not a curated record
AUGGCAUCUCGAAUUCCACCCCUCCUAGACACCUAUCUCCACCUACCACCUGAGACAUCCCUCGUCCUUCUUAGUGGGGUUCUGGGGUCGAGUACGAACUGGCUGGUUCUCCGCUAUCUUUACUCUCUACUUUCGACCCCAUCCAACUCGAUAGCAAGAGAAGAAAGUAAAGAGGAUGCCGAUUCGUCUAGCAUAGAGGAUACUAGUGUAGCUUUUGUCAGCUUUUUACGCGACUACACUUUCUGGAAGGAGGGUGCCGGGAAACUUGGUCUUGAUCUUGAUGCAUUAACCAGGAAGGGCAAAUUCAUCUUCGUCGAUGGUCUCUCUAGCUUGUACUGCGCAUCACCUACCCGCCCCCAAGGGCAUCCGCAAGAUAAUGUUACCGGGAGGAAGGCCUUGUCUGUUGCCUCACUACAGCAUUUACGCAAAGAACUCGAAGAUGCCGUAGCACAGGUUCAGCGCUCUGCUUCUAAGCAAAGGACUGUCUUGAUUGCUGACCAAUUGGACCUGCUGUUGGCUGCCUCUGGGAACGAUAUUCCGAGCCAAGCACUACGGGAUAUGCUGCUUAGCAUUCGCGAGAAAGUACAUUCAUCCAUCGUCACCCUAUCUGCAGAUGAACCAUUAAUGUCAUUACAAACGACAUCAUUAGAAAAGGAGCACGCUGCAUUCGCUAUAACCUUAGCCCAUGAUGCCAAUCUUGUGAUCAGUCUAAGGAUGCUGGAUACAGGAACCGCUAGAGACGUAAGUGGCGUCAUAAGAGUUACCCCAAGCGGCGGAUACAAUGGGACAGAUGGGACGAUCGAGGAGCGGGAAUUGCUAUAUCUCGUAGCGGGCGACGGUGGAGUCAAAGUAUUCGAACGGGGUCAAUAG